Molecule: messenger RNA, 2454 nt
Organism: Closterium sp. NIES-67
Lineage: Eukaryota; Viridiplantae; Streptophyta; Zygnematophyceae; Desmidiales; Closteriaceae
Source: the annotation of a GenBank genome assembly
CGGCUCACAUUUCCUUGCAUGGUUGCAGUUGGUGUGUCAAUCAUUGCCUGCUUUCCAGCCAACUCCUGCAGCUCUAGGCAACAGUAGCAUCCUAGUUUCUUGGCAUCUUCCGUCGCUCGCCAUCUUCUUCUCUCCUUCUCAUUGCUGUGCUCCCAGUUGCUUUCGGGCAGCCAAGCUCUUGCUCCUGGCCAACGGCCAUUUUGUUCGCUCAUCGCCUAUCGCUCAUCGCUUAUCGGUUACCGCGUAUCGCGAGCUUAGUAGUCGCUAUCGUAAUCGACGAUGUUAAAGGAUGCGGAUGAUCCUGGUGGUGCUUCGCGGCGGGUUUCACGGCCGAGCAGCAGCAGCCAAUCAGCAGCAUGCCUGCGCUCCGUAUCUCCUGUAGUUCUCCUGUUUUAGUUCUCGAAGCCGCGGCUCCGAAUUAAAUAGGUCGCGGUUGCCGUUCUCCUGGGUUUUUUCUCCUUUUUUUUUCCGAUUCCCGCAUCCUUCGUAGCUCAUUUCCCGCGGAUCCCCUAGGACCCUGGGUCAUCCACACUUCGACUUCCGUCCUUUAUUUAAUCUCCACCGUCAAAAUGGGAAUCAAGGACAACCGUAUGAUGAUGCGCGGCCCGCAGCGGGCCCCGCGGACCGUCAUCGACCGCGCAUUGGUCAUCCUCGUCGCUCUGAUGUGGAUCGCCGUGGGGCUGACGUGGCAAGCGGCUCGCUGGAACAUUCAGAAAGCGCGGGUCGAAGCUUCUAACCCCGACCAACGCGCUCAGGCGCAGAAGGGGGACUGGUGGGAGGAAUCGAUGGCGGGACGACAGAAGGCGAAAGAAGCGGCAGCGGCGAAAGCAGCAGCGGCGAAAGAAACGGGUUACGACAGCCAGAUCACGAUCGGCAGGGGAGGCAGGGAUUACGGCGGGAUUGAUAACGGAGGGGGGGGUUCCAGGCAUGUUGUGCGUGCAGCCGUGGGAGGGGACUUGGGGGACCGGCUAUCGGUAGGCGGGGAUGAGCUCGAGGAAUACGCGCAGCAGGACGUUGCUGUAGUGGAUAACACUAAACGGAGACGGAUGAAGGCUAGUAUCGGGGACGGGCACUCAGAGCGGUCGCGGAUAUGGCAUCCGGCGACGGACGACGAGGACAUUCAGGAUGUGCCUAUAGACGUGCGGUCUAUAAAGCGGAUAAGGCGGCGCACUGAUAUGGAUGGUGAGGUGGACUGGCCGAUCGAGGUGCGAACGACGAGGAGGGUCAAGCGACGCGGGGCACAUAGUGAUAGUGAUAGCCAUGGUCAUAUUAAUAACCAUAGAGAUAGCGAUAGAGAUAGUGAAAGCGGCACUCAUGGUGCGGAGGGGGGGCUGGACGGAGAUUUGAGCGCUGGGAGUAAGAGGCGGCUUUUGGCGGUGGGGCAGCAGGAUGGUGGGGAUGGGGGAGGGGGGAAAGGAUGGGAAUGGGGACAAGUCGCGGAAAGGCGAGAGUUGCAGGGAGAAGUUGGGGGAGGGGGAGAAGGAGCAAGCGGGGGAGGGGGAGAAGGAGCAAGCGGGGGAGGGGGAGAAGGAGCAAGCGGGGGAGGGGGAGAAGGAGUAAGCGGAGGAGGGAGAUCCGAAACUGAUGUUUCGAAUGGCGGGAAAGAGCUUCCUCGUAGAGAGGAUCCUAGGGUUUCACACGACCAGGCAGACGCGAAGGGCAACGUGGCCUUGGUAGUAGGGAGGCACGUUCUUGCAGCUGGUAAAGCAGACAGCACUACUGAGUCUGGGAAGAGCGAGGGGGCAUCAAACAGUCUAGAGAAAUUGGUACAACAAGGUGGGGGAGCGGGGAGACGAAGUGGAGAAGGAGAAGGAGAUGUAGACGCGGAAAGUGGAACAGAAAGAGUGUCAAUGGAGGAACGGGAAGGGGAGCGGGAAGGGGAACGGAAAGGGGAGCGGAAAGGGGACGGGGGAGAGGAGAGAAUGGUAGAUAGGGUGGAGUGUUUGCGGGAGAUGAUUCUAGGGUUUGACACGGGUGGCAUCAAGGGGCUGGAUGAAGUGAGGGAGGAGGUGAAGGGGCGGCAUCUGGUGUUUGACUUCGAGGAGGAAGUGAGCAGCGAUGAUGUGGCUCCUGCUGCUGUUAUCAGCCGGACGCCUGAGAGGUUCUCAUUUUAAACUUGAAGGGGCAUUGGUUGGACUGUGGACACCAGAUAGGCACUCUAGUGACUUGAGGCAGCUUGGAGCGGUUUUAGACGAACCAAUGGGGAUUUUUUGCACCAGAUUUGGAUUAGAAUAUUGCAAUCCCUCUCGGUGCUCAAGCCUGGUGCGGUCAUGUCUGUAAUAUGGCAGCACUGCAUUCGGUGCUAGUUUGUGCUGUUUCGUUGUGUCUGCUGCUGCUGCAUCAUGCUAAUUUGUGCGCGUGUGUGAGUGUCCUUUGAAUUGGAUUAAGGCACGUCUGAUGCAGAAGUUGGGGUUGACUUGCAUUGCAUGUACCGCUGGAAUAUUCACCUAUGGA